Messenger RNA from Coregonus sp. 'balchen', 1556 nucleotides. The record is from the annotation of a GenBank genome assembly. NCBI's taxonomy places the organism in Eukaryota, Metazoa, Chordata, Actinopteri, Salmoniformes, Salmonidae.
AUGAUGUCAAUGAAUAGCAAACAGCCACACUUCGCCAUGCAUCCGAGUUUACCUGAGCACAAAUACACCACUCUGCAUUCCAGCUCGGAAGCGAUAAGAAGAGCCUGUCUGCAAGCUCCACAGGUAAAUGAAACCCAAACUUCUGCUUUGUGUCUUCCCUUUCCUAUCUAUGCUCUUUCUGUGCCCGGGCUUCUGCAUGCUGGAAGUGUUCGUGUUACUGUAACUGCGCGAGUGCAAUAAUAAGGAAGGAACGCUCCGAGGCACAUCCUGCCAAAGCCAACUGCUUGCGCCUUAAUGUUUUUCUUCUUCUUCUUCUUCUUCUAACAUGUGUUUCCACGGCAAUCACCCGAACGCCUGUGAUCUUUUUUGAAAGCCAUGCCGAAUACAAAAGCUACCGACUUUUUUUUUAUGACUCGGUGACAGUCUUCUAAAAGGAAUAUUCUUCGUGUUUUUAUGUGUUGUCAGAAGUCCCACAGCUGACAUAUCCACUUAUUCAUCAUGUGCUUGUUCUUUCUCUUUCCGCAUUGCUUUGUUUCUGUUCCCUCAUCUCCCUUCCCUCUCUCCGUAUCUCCUCUCCAUUGCAGCUGCAGAGUAACAUAUUCGCCAGCCUGGAUGAGACCCUCCUGGCCCGCGCCGAAGCUCUGGCGGCCGUGGACAUCGCAGUGUCCCAGGGCAAGACGCACCCUUUCAAGCCGGACGCCACCUACCACACCAUGAACAGCGUGCCAUGCGCCUCCAACUCCACGGUGCCACUGGCCCACCACCACCACCAUCACCACCACCACCACCACCCCAACAUGGAACCCCCGGACCUCAUGGACCACAUCAACUCCCCGUCCUUAGCGCUCAUGUCCAGCCACGACGGCUCCGGGGGCGGGGGUGGAGGAGGUGGUGGCGGGCUGAUCUCCACCUCUGCCCACCCUCACUCACACAUGCAUGGCUUGAGCCACCUCUCUCACCAGGCCGCCAUGAACAUGAAUUCCCCUCUCACCCACCACGGUCUUUUACCUGGCCACCACGGAGGGGGCCAGGGCGGGCCAGGACUCAAUAACAACGGGCUUUCCUCUAUAAAUGACUCGGACACGGACCCCAGGGAGUUAGAGGCGUUCGCGGAGCGCUUCAAGCAGAGGCGGAUCAAGCUGGGGGUGACCCAGGCGGACGUUGGCAAUGCGCUGGUUAACCUGAAGAUACCCGGCGUGGGAUCGCUAAGCCAAAGCACCAUUUGUCGGUUCGAAUCGUUGACUCUGUCCCAUAACAACAUGAUAGCGCUCAAACCCAUCCUUCAGGCGUGGCUCGAGGAGGCCGAGGGCGCGCAGAGAGAGAAACUCAACAAACCGGACAUUUAUAGCGGAGGGGAAAAGAAACGGAAGAGAACGUCGAUAGCGGCACCGGAAAAGAGGUCGUUGGAGGCGUACUUCGCCGUACAACCUCGCCCGUCGUCCGAGAAGAUAGCGGCUAUCGCUGAAAAGUUGGACCUGAAAAAGAACGUGGUUCGAGUAUGGUUUUGCAACCAAAGACAAAAACAGAAACGGUUAAAAUUCUCCGCUUGUCACUGA